UUAUACACGAUGAGGCAGGCUGCGGGGCUUUAGUUCAGAAUUCGGUUGAGCUGGACUCGGUGCUGCUAGGAGCUGAGGGAAGAUGUUCGGGAGCCUGCUCCGAGACUUUGAGGAAGACCCAUUCUUUUCGGAUCCAUUCCGUGCACACCAAGAACAUGUCAGACAGAUGAUGAGAAGCUUCUCUGAUCCCUUUGGCCGGGAUUCCUUCUUCAGUAUCACAGAUGGCAGAUCUCAUGGCCGCAGAGGGCAGAACUCUUCCCAGGUGGCUCUGAGGGAAGAUCACAGGGCCCCCGAAGUGAAGGAUUCUUUCCAUUCGUUUGACAACAUGAUGGCCAACUUUAGAAACCGAAUGAUUGACAUGCACAAGCAGUUUGAAGGAUUGGCAGACAAUCCAAACGCUCAUUCAUUUAAGUCUUCUUCAGUAAUGACAUAUUCCAAGACUGGAAAUGAGCCAGCAAAGAUUUUCCAAGCUACUAGUCAAACACGUCAAGCUCCCGGUGGUAUUAAGGAAACUAAGAAAUCCGUCCGGGAUUCUACAACCGGAAUGCAAGAAAUGGCUGUCGGCCAUCACAUCAAAGAUCGGGCCCAUAUUGUCAAACAAUUGGAGAACAACAAGACCGGGGAUCGUGAAUUUAACCAAGAGUUUUUAAAUAUGGACGAAUCGGAGGCACCUUCAUUUAACAGUGAAUGGGACAGAGAGAUUUCCAGAUUCAAACCCUAUGAGGAGAAACUAGCCAUAGCUGCUGCUAAGCCCAAACACCACAGUGCUCACUAUUCUACCAAGAUAGGGCUCCCGCAUGUGCCCAGAAGGGAACGGUGCAUCUCUAAAAUGGUUAUCUAGAAGGCAAUUCAAAUCUUUGGCUAAGAACUGAAUCGGAUUAAUAAGAAAUGAUGGUCAUCAAGGAGACACUAAAAAGAAAUUGAGUCAUCCGAGUUGUAAUAGGGUCUGAUAAAUAAAUAAGAUCUGCACUUAUGAUCGGUUCUGCAUUUUAUUUGUAAAGUCUGAUGAAGUCUGCAGGACACUUGUAGUACUUCUCUUACUAGUUUGGUAAACUCAGUAAACCAGUGAUCAUGCACUUUAGCAAACCAAGACCUAUUUCCUUUAUUACCAGUCAUGUGAUAGGAAGCAUUUUAUAUGAAAAAUGAAGCUGAUCCUAUAUUAUUUUUCAAAUUAAAGGUUUCUAUAAUUCUGCAACUUAGUAAAAAUAUACUAAUGGUAAA
Molecule: messenger RNA, 1221 nt
Organism: Nanorana parkeri
Lineage: Eukaryota; Metazoa; Chordata; Amphibia; Anura; Dicroglossidae
Gene: MLF1
Product: myeloid leukemia factor 1
Exons: 7
Coding region: 83-841 (252 amino acids)
Biological process (GO): regulation of DNA-templated transcription
Cellular component (GO): nucleus; cytoplasm
Source: RefSeq, a predicted model, not a curated record